This is a messenger RNA of Hymenoscyphus albidus, 5668 nucleotides long. The record is from the annotation of a GenBank genome assembly. NCBI's taxonomy places the organism in Eukaryota, Fungi, Ascomycota, Leotiomycetes, Helotiales, Helotiaceae.
CCGCCUCUCCCCAUCGCCAUAGCAUAAACAGCCUGCAAAAGAAAUCUCAACCUACUUCUCAAGCUCCUUUAGUUUGCCUACGUCAAAGGUCUCGUCCCAUCCGACAUCAAUCAAGACCUUGACUCCUCCGUCAAGCUCAAGAAGCGAUUGCGAUGCCGCUGAUUCGGAUUGCGCGCCCAGCAAUGAGCAGAAAGUGAACAUCUUGAACGUGAUUUCAGCCCUAGUCUACUCCUCUGCCUCUGCCUUAGCAUCAACGCCUCUAAUCUGCUUGUUAUAUGGUGUUUCGCAUAGUUGGGCGAUUGUGUUAUCACUGUGUCCCAGUGUCUUGCGGAUGGUGGUGGUGUUGAUUUGGUGUUGAUUUCUUGGUGUUGACUGUCGCAAGUUUGGAAAUGUUCGCUAUGAGCCGAUGGCGAUGGGCAGGAGAUGGCGAUGGGCAGGAGAAAGCGCGUCAAGGUUUCUUUGCCAGGGGUCCCGUACUGAAGUACAGCUCAAGGUCCCACAAGCACAUGCAAGACACGUAUAAAGCGGCGCUUGCUAGAAUUGACAUUGGUGAAACAUUCAGUGAGAUCUGGCACUGUGUCACUCCAAGCUUAGGUUGCCGCUUUUCUACCAGUUUCCCCAGUUCUCCCAGUUCUUGGUGACUUCCUAUCAAGGAUCCAGUUCUGCCAGUUCUGCCAAUUCUGGCCUGAAGGGAAUUCUCCACGGUGUCAACACCACCAUAUCGACAAAUUUCGCAACCACCAUCACCACCACAGCCACCAUCGACUUUCACUAUUUACCAAUCAGCAGAAACCGAAACGCCUUCAUGAAAUGACUCAAAUCUCAUGAUCUCUUGAUUUUUCAUACAAACCAUCUACGUGAGCUAUCCGCCUAGCUUCGCCAGCUCUGUAAUUGCUUUGGGGAUAAUACACCAUGUCCGACUACCAACAGUACCACUCGCUGGCCCAAGGCGACCCCAAUGACCCAAGAAACCAAAAUCCACAGGUGGCACCCCCUCAGUUCAACCCCGCAGUUGCCCCCUCGCCAUAUGAUCCCCCAUCUGGCGCAAACUAUACCCCCCAAGGACAACCCCCACACCAAUAUGGUGCUCCGCAGAUGGGCACACCUUCGCCCUAUCCAGGUCCUCAAGACUCCGGAUACUUUCCAAACCAAGCUGGGCAGCCACAAGAUGGAGGAUUAGCAGCGCAGAUGGGCGGGUUGGGACUGGGCGAAGUGGCAUCACACGGGCGGAAGAAGAAGAAGGAUAGACACGCAUACCAUAACGUGGAAGCGCCGGCUGGUUCUUCUCAAGCUUUCAAUGGAAUUCCUCAAGGAAAUGUACAAUCGUCGCAAUUUCUGAACUCGGACUCUUCAGCAGGCCAGUUUUUGAAUCAGCAGAUUACCCCUCAAAUGUCUCAAUUCCCAGCGCCAGUCAAUGCACCAUUUAAUCCAGCAAAUGCUGCUUCGCCUGUCGAGUUUGCUUCAAGAAAUGGUACAGCACCAGACAGUUUUGCAGCAAAUGUUCAAGCUUCAGCCCAGGGUCAGGUUGAUCCAGACCAGAUCCCAAGUGUACCUAGUUCCAGAGACGCCCUCUCACAAUACUACCUCAGCAAUGUCUACCCUACCUUUGAGCACCAUAUACCCCCUCCAGCUUCCGUUUCCUUCGUUGCUUUUGAUCAAGGCAAUGCUUCUCCGAAAUUCACACGUCUAUCCAUGAAUAAUAUCCCAUCUACUUCGGAAGCCCUGUCUUCUACUGGACUACCCCUCGGAUUACUUUUACAACCUCUUGCUCCUUUGCAGGCUGGAGAGUUGGAAAUUCCGGUCUUGGACUUUGGCGAGAUUGGCCCUCCCAGAUGUCACCGUUGUCGAGCCUAUAUUAAUCCUUUUAUGGUUUUCCGAUCAGGAGGAAACAAGUUUGUGUGCAACAUGUGUAAUUAUGCAAAUGAUUGUCCUCCGGAAUAUUUCUGCGCGACUAGCCCUCAGGGGGCACGCGUUGAUCGAGAGUCAAGACCAGAAUUGAUGCGAGGAACUGUGGAGUUCUUGGUUCCAAAAGAAUAUUGGAAUAAGGAGCCUGUUGGAUUGAGAUGGCUCUUUUUAAUUGAUGUUGGCCAAGAGGCUUUCAAUAAGGGUUUUCUGGAGUCAUUCUGUGAGGGUAUUAUGAUCGCUCUUUACGGGAGUGAUUCUGAUUCCGAGGGGCGCAAGAUUCCUGAGGGUUCAAAGGUUGGAUUUGUUACUUUCGACAAAGAUAUACACUUCUACAACAUGAAUGUAAGUUUCCUACUCAAUUUCUGAAAAGUUUCAGUGACUAACAGUUUUAGCCUGCAUUGGAGCAAGCACAAAUGUUGAUAAUGCCAGACAUUGAAGAUCCUUUCUUACCUUUAAGCGAAGGUCUCUUUGUAGAUCCUCUUGAAGCCAAGUAAGUUCCUCGAAUCUCAGAACGAUAUGAGUCACUAAUUUCCUACAGAUCUAACAUCACCUCCUUCCUGAGCCAGCUUCCUGCUCUAUUCUCGCAAAUAAAAAAUCCAGAACCUGCCUUGCUACCAACUCUGACAGCCGCAUUGGCAGCGCUCGAGAAGACAGGUGGCAAGAUUGUGUGCUCGUUAUCAGCUCUACCAACUUGGGGACCAGGUCGCCUAUUUCUACGGGAUGAUGGUAAACAGCAAGGUGAUGCCGAAAAGAAGCUCUUUACAACAGAGCACCCCGGCUGGAGAAAGAUGGCCGACAAAAUGGUCACUGCUGGAGUUGGUGUUGAUUUCUUCCUGGCUGCUCCAGGUGGCGGUUAUCUUGACAUUGCCACCAUUGGUCAUGUCUCGUCCUCCACUGGCGGAGAAACAUUUUAUUACCCCAACUUUGUCUCACCACGUGAUUCCGCAAAGUUGGCGCAGGAGAUCAUGCACACUGUUGGACGAGAGACUGGAUAUCAAGCGCUGAUGAAAGUCCGAUGCUCGAACGGUCUGCAGGUUUCGUCGUAUCACGGAAACUUUGUACAGCAUACCUUUGGAGGUGACGUUGAGUUUGGAGUUGUGGAUGCCGAUAAGGCAAUUGGAGUCAUGUUUAGCUACGACGGCAAACUCGAUGCCAAACUUGACGCUCAUUUCCAAAGUGCUCUGUUGUAUACGACUGCCAGCGGUGAACGAAGGGUCAGAUGCUCCAACGUCAUUGCAAGCGUCAGCGAUAGUGCCAAGGAUUGCAUGAAGUUUGUUGACCAAGAUGCUGUCUAUGCUCUGAUUGCAAAGGAGGCUGCCACCAAGAUGACUUCAGCUUCAUUGAAGGAGAUUAGAGGCGCCUUGAUGGAGAAAACGGUCGAUAUCUUAGCCGGUUACCGCAAGAACUUCUCAGGCUCACAUCCUCCCGGACAACUUGUCCUUCCCGAAAACCUAAAGGAGUUUAGUAUGUAUAUCUUGGGGCUGGUAAAGUCUCGUGCUUUCAAAGGCGGACAGGAACCAACAGACCGGAGGGUGCACGACAUGCGAAUCAUCAAAGGUAUGGGAGCUCUCGAACUCUCCCUCUACCUUUACCCUCGUAUGAUCCCCAUCCACAACCUCCAGCCAGAAGACGGAUUCCCAAAUCCAGAGUCUGGGCAUCUACGCAUGCCUCCCUCAAUACGCUGUUCUUUCUCGCGUGUUGAGGACGGUGGCGUGUAUCUCAUUGAUAAUGGGCAAAACUGCUAUCUCUGGAUGCAUUCCCAGACUUCGCCAAACUUAAUCAUUGAUUUGUUCGGUGAAGACAAAGACUCUCUUAAGGCCUUGGACCCCUAUAGUUCCUCUCUCCCUGUUCUUCAGACACAUCUGAGUGCGCAAGUACGAAACAUCCUGGAGUAUCUGAAGACUAUGCGUGGUUCAAAGGCCUUGACCAUUCAACUUGCUCGACAAGGGCUUGAUGGUGCGGAAUAUGAAUUCGCAAGAUUAUUGGUUGAAGAUCGAAAUAAUGAGGCGCAGAGUUACGUGGAUUGGCUGGUGCAUAUUCACCGUCAUGUACAACUGGAGGUAAGUUGCCAAUGAUACCUCGUCAUUUAGAUUUUCGCUAACAACAAUCUAGUUGACGGGCCAAAGAAAGAAAGAUGAGAGUGGUGAUAACUCUAUAGCAUCGAAUUUUGCGGGGCUGAGACCUCCUUACUGGUAGAAAGGGAAUGAUGGAUGAUGGGAUGAUGAUGAGCAGGCAUGAUGAUACCUAAGAUAAAUGAAGAGGUGCGUAGUGAAGAAAGGAGGUGCGACGACUUGUGACUUGUGAGUACAUUUAGCGUGCAUAGAAAAGUCUUUGGUUCUCUGAUCUGUAACUUUUGGUUUUAUGGAAUGCAAUGCAACCUGUAAGUUCUUGUGCUCUCUCUAGUGUACUGUAAACAUGCUACGGAGAGGUUAUUUCCAAUGGCUCUAAGUGGGGGACUGUUUAUAGGUUCUUGAGUCAUUGGAAUGCUAUCGUUGGAAUGUUACUCGAGAAAAAAGGAAAAACAUAGGUUAUCCGACUUGUUUCUUCAUCUCCUGCUCUACUUCUCUCUUCAACUUUCGUUUUUGUAUAUUUUGUUUGGUUUCUUUUGCUUGAUUUGUUCUUCGCCAGUAUCUUGGCUCGUGAGGCAUAUACCGCAAAAUCUUUCUCAUUGUCUGCCACAUUUGACACAGGAUAUUCUUCUAUUUUUCCUCUGUGGCAGAAUUGAGUCUGUUUUGGGGACUCAGGCGCGCUCGAGGUAUAGAGUCCAUCACUUGCCAAGGAUUCUGAGGACCCCCUUCCACCAAUCUUCCCCCUGCCGGUCGCCACAAGCAAUAGAAGGUCAUGGGAAGCAACUCGUGCAUGAACUUCUUCCAUUGAUAACCGGAUUCUUCUUUUCCGGACAGAUUUCAAUCUUCAUCAGAUUUAUCAUCCCAAACUUAUAAUACAAAGGCUUGCCAGCCUCACUUGCCUCGAUGAACACUUCGAGUCCAAGCUUGUCUGCUUGGUCGAUGCCCCAUUGCAUCAAACUAGUCCCAAUACCCCUCGAUCUGUGAUUGGGAUGAACUGAAGUUUGAUUCACAGCUGCAUCGAUAUUAGUCCCAUGUCCAACGAUGAUGGGAUGCUUGCGUACCCAAGUGCGGCCUAUUCAUCCAAUGAAUCCUCGGCGCAUAUGUUUGAUUUAUGAUUUGUGAAGCAAGUUCCCUCCCUUCCCCUUCAGGCCACCAAGUGGCCUCAAAACCCGGAAUGCCUGCCAGUGAAAAUAAGCCAUUGUACGGCCCCCAUGAACUCAUCUGUUGCUGGAUCGACGACUACAAUCCAGUGACUGGCUGGAUUGUUUGAGUGCGAACUCCAGGCUCGCUCUUUGUCUGCUUGGAAACCUGCAGCGACGUCUGCCUCCGUGGCACCAAAGACUGGGUGGAAAAGUUGGAAGGAGGGGAGGUAUGGUUCGUGCCAUGCCUUCCAUGCUAGAUCUACGAUUUGGUUGGGCUCGGUUUGUGUGGUGGCUUCUUUGAGGAUGUAGUUGGACAUAUUGGAUGAACGACAAUUUAAUGGUUCGAACUUCGAAAAUACGUUUUCUUAGAUCUUUAAUUUAGAAGCCUUUUAGGGACACUAGCAAGGAUGGUGGUAAAUAUAAUUCAUAACUCGUGCCAGCAAAAGAACUGUGCCCAAUUUUGAUAAUUAGCGAUCAAGUGUUGGAAGGUUGUUUGUGAAACGGCAAAUCCAAGCUUGCUCUGUUCCGAUUGGAUCUUCCGAGGAAAAGAAA